AUGAGGAUCGUUUUGCUGCUGCUCUCCCUUUGCACGAUUGGAUUGGCAAGUAAAAAUAGCAAAUAUUUGGUGAAGAUCAAUGAGACGAAUUGGGACCAAAUUAUGCGAGGAGAAUGGAUGGUCGAAUUCCAUGCUCCGUGGUGCCCGGCUUGUAAAGACUUGCAAAAGUCUUGGAACGCUUUUGCCGAUUGGAGUCAAGAGCUUGAUGUUCAGGUCGGAGAAGUCGAUGUGACGGUGAACCCAGGACUUUCUGGACGCUUCUUGGUGACAGCAUUGCCCACAAUCUAUCACGUGAAAGAUGGCGUUUUCCGGCAAUAUUCUGGACCCCGUGACAAGAACGAUUUCAUCUCAUAUGUGGAAGAUAAGAGAUGGAGAAAUGUCGAGCCAGUCCCCAGUUACAAACACCCCAACUCUGCCCAAAUGGGAGUUGUGGCUGUUUUCUUCAAGCUUUCGAUGGCCGUUCGCGAUUUGCACAAUCAUUUGGUUGAGAAUAAGGGAGUUCCAUCGUGGGCAUCGUACUCAAUGUUCGCACUUGUCACUCUCGCUCUUGGAUGCAUUCUUGGAUUUUUGAUCGUGAUGGCUAUUGACUACUUCUUCCCCACUGGAGCCCGAGCCGCAAAGAAACAGCAACAGAAUCAAAAACAACAACACGCUGCCCCAAAAAAGAAAGAAAAUGAGGGAGAGAAGAAAAAGGAAGACGAGAAGAAGGAGAAUGUCCAAGCUAAAGGAAAGAAAGACAACAAGAAGACACAG
This is a messenger RNA of Mesorhabditis belari, 753 nucleotides long. Lineage: Eukaryota; Metazoa; Nematoda; Chromadorea; Rhabditida; Rhabditidae. The record is from the annotation of a GenBank genome assembly.